AUGACGAUUGGUGACGCAUUUUCUCCUACAAAGCUACCUUCCGCAGAAGAAGACGACGACGACGGGAUAUGGGACUCAGUCUCUGAGCCUCCGGCCGAGCUACUUGAUGAGUUGCCAGUGCCAUCGGCCUCCAUUUUGCGCAAGCUGAAGGAUGUCUUUGGACUGUCUGGUUUCCGCACAAAUCAGCUUGAGGCGAUCACUGCUGCACUCGACGGGAAAGAUGUAUUUCUGCUCAUGCCUACUGGUGGCGGGAAGAGUUUGUGCUACCAGCUGCCGGCAGUCUGCAGUUCUGGGACAACCAAGGGUGUCACGGUCGUUAUCAGCCCAUUGCGGUCGCUCAUGACAGACCAGGUUGAGUCGCUUCAGGCCAAGAACGUUGAUGUUGUAUACUUCAGCUCCGACCAGAGUCGAGACGAGAGCGACGAGGUUCAGCACCGCCUACGUUCGAAUGGGCAGAAGCCAAGCCUUCUCUACCUGACUCCGGAGAAGAUCAAGCACAGCGACGCCUUGAAGCGUGACCUGACAGACUUGUAUGAAUCCAAGAUGUUGGCACGAUUCGUUGUUGAUGAAGCGCAUUGUAUAUCAUCGUGGGGCCGACAAUUUCGAGAUUCGUAUGGGGCCUUGGCGUAUCUCAGGAAAACCUUCCCUGACGUCCCUAUAAUGGCUCUAACCGCCACCGCUACUGGGGAAGCCAAGAACGAUAUCAUCGCGCACCUGGGCAUUCGUGGUUGCAUCGAACUCACGCAAUCGUUUAACCGUCCGAACCUCAACUACGAAGUGCGGUUGAAGAAGAAGAAGGUCACCGACGAGAUAGUUGAUUUCAUCGUGACGAAACACAAGAACGAGAGCGGCGUCAUCUAUUGCUCCAGCAAAGUCAAAUGCGAAGAAGUGGCGAAGAAUCUCAGGGACAAGUACGGUCUUAAGGCACGACACUAUCACGCUGGUCUAGAUGACCGCGAUAGGACGGUGACCAUGCAAGAGUGGAAGCGCGGGGAUUUCAAAAUCGUCGUUGCGACGAUUGCUCUUGGGAUGGGUAUCGACAAGGGGAAUGUGCGAUUUGUGAUUCAUUAUGCUAUGCCGAGUUCGCUCGAAGGUUAUUAUCAGGAAACUGGCCGCGCAGGCAGGGAUGGGAAACCUGCAGAUUGUAUCCUCUACUAUAGUGGGAGUGACGCUCAUCCAGUCUGGCGGCGAAUCAACGAAGAGAGCAUCCCUGAAACAGAGAAGGAGAAGCAAAGGGACACUUUCCGUCGCGUCAUCCAGUUCUGUGUGAACAACGUCGACUGUCGUCGCAGGCAAGUUCUUGGGUUCUUCGGCGAAGUGUUCGACUCCGCCUCUUGCCGUAAGGGCUGCGAUAACUGUCGUGAUACUACCGACAUUGAGAAGAAGGACAUGAGAAAGGCCGCAGUAGACAUAAUCAACCUCGCGAAAUCCAUGAUCCUCAAGCACAAGGAACGUAUCACACGAAUCCAGUUUUUGGACGUGAUCCGCGAAAGGGCACUGCGAAGCAAUCCUUGA
Molecule: messenger RNA, 1515 nt
Organism: Postia placenta MAD-698-R-SB12
Lineage: Eukaryota; Fungi; Basidiomycota; Agaricomycetes; Polyporales; Adustoporiaceae
Exons: 8
Coding region: 1-1515 (504 amino acids)
Biological process (GO): double-strand break repair via homologous recombination
Cellular component (GO): chromosome; cytoplasm; nucleus
Molecular function (GO): ATP binding; four-way junction helicase activity; nucleic acid binding
Source: RefSeq, a predicted model, not a curated record